Molecule: messenger RNA, 2115 nt
Organism: Saccharomyces mikatae IFO 1815
Lineage: Eukaryota; Fungi; Ascomycota; Saccharomycetes; Saccharomycetales; Saccharomycetaceae
Gene: VPS1
Product: dynamin-like GTPase VPS1
Exons: 1
Coding region: 1-2115 (704 amino acids)
Biological process (GO): peroxisome organization
Cellular component (GO): cytoplasm; microtubule; peroxisome
Molecular function (GO): microtubule binding; GTP binding; GTPase activity
Source: RefSeq, a predicted model, not a curated record
AUGGAUGAGCACUUAAUUUCUACUAUUAACAAGCUUCAGGAUGCCUUAGCCCCUUUAGGAGGCGGAUCUCAAUCUCCUAUUGAUUUACCUCAGAUCACUGUUGUCGGUUCUCAGUCAUCAGGAAAGUCGUCCGUUUUGGAGAAUAUUGUUGGUAGGGACUUCUUGCCAAGAGGUACUGGUAUUGUGACUAGGAGACCUCUAGUUUUGCAAUUGAUUAACAGAAGACCAAAAAAGUCAGAACAUGCUAAAGUGAACCAAGCUGCCAAUGAACUGAUUGAUUUAAACAUUAACGACAAUGACAAAAAAAAGGAUGAGGUGGAAGAGCAGCAACAUAAUGGGCAAUCCGAAGAUAAUAAGGAGGAAUGGGGUGAAUUCCUGCAUUUGCCAGGUAGGAAAUUUUACAAUUUUGAUGAUAUUAGACAGGAAAUCAUCAAGGAAACCGAUAAAGUUACAGGUGCCAAUUCAGGAAUUUCCUCCGUGCCCAUUAACUUGAGAAUUUAUUCUCCCCAUGUUUUAACUUUAACAUUAGUUGAUUUACCUGGGUUGACGAAGGUUCCUGUAGGCGACCAACCUCCUGAUAUUGAAAGACAAAUCAAAGAUAUGCUUUUGAAGUAUAUUUCCAAACCAAAUGCUAUCAUAUUAUCAGUUAAUGCCGCUAACACCGAUUUGGCUAACAGUGAUGGUUUGAAGCUGGCCAGGGAAGUCGAUCCAGAGGGAACGAGAACUAUUGGUGUUUUGACCAAAGUUGAUUUGAUGGAUCAAGGUACAGAUGUCAUAGAUAUUUUGGCUGGAAGAGUCAUUCCCUUGAGAUAUGGUUACAUCCCAGUUAUCAAUAGAGGUCAGAAGGAUAUAGAACACAAAAAAACAAUCAGAGAAGCUCUUGAAAACGAAAGAAAAUUCUUUGAGAACCAUCCAUCCUACAGUUCUAAAGCACAUUACUGUGGUACACCAUAUUUGGCUAAAAAAUUAAACUCAAUCUUGUUACAUCACAUUAGGCAAACUUUGCCGGAGAUCAAAGCUAAGAUCGAGGCUACACUGAAGAAAUAUCAAAACGAACUCAUAAAUUUGGGCCCAGAAACUAUGGAUUCAGCUAGUUCCGUCGUUUUGAGUAUGAUUACCGAUUUUUCUAAUGAAUAUGCUGGCAUUUUGGAUGGUGAAGCCAAAGAACUUUCCAGUCAAGAACUUUCUGGUGGUGCAAGAAUAUCCUAUGUAUUCCAUGAAACUUUUAAAAAUGGUGUAGAUUCUCUGGAUCCAUUCGAUCAGAUCAAAGAUUCUGACAUUCGAACCAUCAUGUACAAUAGUUCAGGUUCGGCCCCAUCCUUGUUUGUUGGUACAGAAGCCUUUGAAGUUUUAGUUAAACAGCAAAUUAGAAGGUUUGAAGAACCGUCUUUACGUUUAGUUACUUUGGUGUUCGAUGAACUAGUUCGUAUGCUGAAACAGAUUAUCUCUCAACCGAAAUACUCAAGAUAUCCUGCUUUAAGAGAAGCGAUUUCUAAUCAAUUCAUUCAAUUUUUAAAGGAUGCUACUAUCCCUACAAACGAAUUUGUUGUCGACAUAAUCAAAGCUGAACAGACCUACAUCAAUACAGCCCAUCCGGAUCUUUUGAAAGGUUCUCAAGCAAUGGUUAUGGUAGAAGAAAAAUUGCACCCUCGCCAAGUCACUGUUGAUCCUAAGACUGGUAAACCUUUACCAGCUCAACCACCAUCUAGUAAGCCACCAGCUAUGGAAGAAAAAUCGGGAUUUUUUGGCGGCUUCUUCUCCACUAAAAAUAAAAAGAAAUUGGCAGCCUUAGAAUCCCCCCCUCCUGUUUUGAAAGCUACUGGCCAAAUGACGGAGAGAGAGACAAUGGAAACAGAAGUGAUCAAGUUGUUAAUUAGCAGUUAUUUUUCUAUUGUCAAAAGAACCAUUGCUGAUAUUGUACCAAAAGCUUUGAUGCUCAAAUUGAUCGUGAAAAGUAAAACUGAUAUUCAAAAAGUUUUACUCGAAAAACUCUAUGGGAAGCAAGAUAUUGAAGAAUUAACCAAAGAGAAUGAUAUAACUAUUCAACGGAGAAAAGAAUGUAAGAAGAUGGUCGAAAUAUUGAGAAAUGCCAGUCAAAUUGUCUCCUCUGUAUAA